UUUUGGAAUUUUCUCUCCGUGUCUCACCAAACUCAUGCUCAUUCUCCUGCCUGGAGUCAUCCGAAGAGGGACUCGUCCAUCUUUUUCUGCCAUCCCAAACUCUCACACUCAUCAUCGUCACCAUGAUUGAUAACCUUACUAAAGAUAAGUCAGUUUCAUCCUCCAUCCGCCGAACCUACGUCCAUCCGUGACAACACUACCACCGCUACUUAUUUGUUAAGACAACCAGCUUUAACCAUGAUUUGAUCGGCUACAAUGUGGUAUAAAUUAUAAGUAAUUAAUUAAGAGUACGAUUAAAGAGAGAGACUCAAUUCCCUCCGGAAGUGGAAACACACUUAAGUGAAUAGGUUAUCGAGAAAGCUCGAGAAGAUGUGUUGCUCCAUGAAAGCCACUGUUUUCUUUCUUUCAAGUCUGCAUAUAUGGUAUGCCGUAACUCAGGCUGUGAUUAUUGCUCCUCUUGUCGUCUCUUCAAUCUCUACCCAGCUCGCAGAAUGCAUCUUGGUUAUCAUCUACUCUUGCGUAUUCUUUUGUGCCGGAUUUCUCAUCUUCCUCGGUACAGAUCAGGAGUCCACCAUGCUUGUCGGGACAGGAGCAAUUAUGCUGUUAGUGAUUCUGGGCAAACGUUAUAUCGUAAUGUACCACGGCAUGUUGUUGAAACCCACGCUGCCUGAGGGAGACUUCCUCAACCCGUACGGAACCACUGUUCCUGUUAUUUUCAGCGUCCUCUUGUACAUUUUUUAUAUGUCAAUUCUGUUUUGCUACCAUAAUGAAUUAAGCUAUGCCACCCCUCGAACCUGUCUCACGCCAUUGUCAUGCCGUCGUCAAUUUCCCCAGUCGACGUCGCUAAGUCUCAGUCUCAGUCCCAGUGGAAAUCUCAACCCGCACAUGAAGUGAAGCAGAGAAGAUACAACUUUAUUAUUAUUAACACUUUUCCGAAGAGGAGGAACAACUUUUAUGAUAAGAUUCGUUUGGAUGACGUGAUUCUGAACGGGUAUAAUACAGUAAGUUGCGUGUGAUUGUAAGUGUGUAUGCAUGUGCAGAACAGAAAUUUAAUCACCAUUUGUACCUUGUUUUUCUUAUAUUGUAACAAUAAUUCUGUACAUAAAUUUAUGACAUGCGAAUAAGAUGGAUGAGAGAAUGAGGUGAUUUAUUGCCGUGCACAACUAAAAGGAUUGAUUGCCUCGUCGAGUGUGUGGUUCUUGUUUAGAAAAUAUUUUAGUACUUACUUUAUAAACAAUAACUUGUAAGAAGUCAAAGUCACACACACAACGGGAAGAAUGAGACGAAGAUCAACUCGUGUAGGAAUAAAUGCUCAGUUCUUCUUAUCGUCUAUUGGGACAUUUAUGGUGUGCGGAUCCUCCAGAGCGCUAUAUAUCGACUACAUACUUACGUAUUAUCUAUAUGUAUACCUAAUAAAUUGUAAGAAUAAUCUAUAAGGAUGGAUCGAGUGUAAUAAAAUUUAUUAGAAUUAUAUAUACAAGGUCAAUCUGCAUACUUAUAUAAGUAAAUGCAAUAAAGUUACGAAAUACUUUUG
This is a messenger RNA of Folsomia candida, 1534 nucleotides long. RefSeq lists its product as uncharacterized. The transcript is spliced from 8 exons. Bases 370 to 894 code for a protein of 174 amino acids. The record is from RefSeq and is a predicted model, not a curated record. NCBI's taxonomy places the organism in Eukaryota, Metazoa, Arthropoda, Collembola, Entomobryomorpha, Isotomidae.